Acanthisitta chloris (rifleman) is the source of this 893-nucleotide messenger RNA. It is a transcript of the gene GCK, whose product is annotated as glucokinase (hexokinase 4). The record is from RefSeq and is a predicted model, not a curated record. Gene Ontology annotation, molecular function: fructokinase activity; ATP binding; D-glucose binding. The transcript is spliced from 6 exons. Lineage: Eukaryota; Metazoa; Chordata; Aves; Passeriformes; Acanthisittidae. The annotation marks the transcript as partial. Gene Ontology annotation, cellular component: mitochondrion; cytosol. Gene Ontology annotation, biological process: regulation of insulin secretion; intracellular glucose homeostasis; glucose 6-phosphate metabolic process.
AGGUUGGAGAUUUCCUGUCCUUGGACCUUGGUGGCACCAACUUCCGAGUGAUGCUGGUGAAGGUGGGGGAGGGGGAGGAAGGACAAUGGAAGGUGAAGACGAAGCACCAGAUGUAUUCCAUCCCUGAAGAUGCCAUGACUGGGACAGCUGAGAUGCUCUUUGACUACAUCUCCGAGUGCAUCUCUGACUUCCUGGACAAGCACCAGAUGAAGCAUAAAAAGCUUCCCUUGGGCUUCACCUUCUCCUUCCCCGUGAGGCACGAGGACAUUGACAAGGGAAUCCUCCUCAACUGGACCAAGGGCUUCAAGGCCUCUGGAGCAGAAGGGAACAAUGUGGUGGGACUGCUCAGAGAUGCCAUCAAACGCAGAGGGGACUUCGAGAUGGACGUGGUGGCGAUGGUCAACGACACGGUGGCCACGAUGAUCUCCUGCUACUACGAAGAUCAUCGCUGCGAGGUUGGGAUGAUUGUGGGGACUGGUUGCAAUGCCUGCUACAUGGAGGAGAUGCAGAACGUGGAGCUGGUGGAAGGGGACGAGGGCAGGAUGUGUGUGAACACGGAGUGGGGAGCGUUCGGCGCCUCGGGGGAGCUGGAUGAGUUCCUCCUGGAGUACGACCGCGUGGUGGACGAGACCUCCCUUAACCCCGGUCAGCAACUGUAUGAGAAGAUCAUCGGGGGGAAGUACAUGGGGGAGAUCGUCAGGUUGGUGCUGCUCAAGUUGGUGGAUGAGAACCUGCUCUUCAAUGGAGAGGCCUCGGAGAAGCUCAAGACUCGAGGGACCUUCGAGACGCGAUUCAUGUCCCAGAUCGAGAGGUACCAGGGCUGGGGGAGGAGAUCAGAACAACCAGAUGGGUCACCUGGGACCUGUCAUCCCAUACCAACCUGCUUGGAUUGA